AUGGAGCCAGGGCUGCAGCAAACAAGCAGCCACGGGGCCCCUUUCCCUGACCCAGACAUGCAGAUACCACCCGACUCGGUGGCCAGCCCCUGGAGAAGCACGAGGCCCUGGAGAACAACAAGCCACAGCUACUUCUACCUCAGCACCACCGCCCUGGUGUGCCUCGUUGUGGCAAUGGCGAUCAUCCUGGUCCUGGUAGUGCAGAAGAAGGACUCCACUCCCAGAACAACCGACAAGGUUCCCCUUAAAGGAGGAAAUUGUUCAGAGGAUCUCUUAUGUACGCUGAAAAGGACUCCAUUCAAGAAGUCAUGGGCCUACCUCCGAGUGUCAAAACAUCUCAACAAUACCAAACUGUCAUGGAACCAAGACGGCAUCAUCCAUGGAGUCGGAUACCAGGAUGGGAACCUGGUGGUCCAGUUCCCAGGCUGGUACUUCAUCAUUUGUCAACUGCAGUUUUUCGUGCAGUGCUCAAAUCAUUCAGUGGACCUGUCGUUGAGGCUCCUCGUCAAUUCCAAGGUCAAGAAGCAGGCACUGGUAACAGUGUGCGAGUCUGGAAUUCAAACCAAGAACAUCUACCAGAAUCUCUCUCAGUUCUUGCUGUAUUACUUACAGGUCAACUCUACCAUAUCGGUCAUGGUGGAUAAUUUUCAGUAUGUGGAUACAAACACUUUUCCUCUUCAAAAUGUGCUGUCCAUCUUCUUAUACAGUAGUUCAAACUGAAUAGUUACUCUCAGCCUUUAGGUAGGAAAAUGCUAUCUACCGUACAGUACUUCAUCCUUCCAAACAUGGGCAAAAGGAAAAUGUUAGGACAACUGAAACCAAGUGUAUGAAUUAGUGUACUCUCCCUCUGUCCUUUGGAAAGAUACAGCCCCAGGGCUU
Molecule: messenger RNA, 879 nt
Organism: Cricetulus griseus (Chinese hamster)
Lineage: Eukaryota; Metazoa; Chordata; Mammalia; Rodentia; Cricetidae
Source: RefSeq, a predicted model, not a curated record